AUGCCUGAUCCUGGAAGUUAUAAUGGUGGAGCCGUAGUGGCUAUGACAGGCAAGAAUUGCGUGGCCAUUGCUUCAGAUAAACGUAUCGGUAUUCAGAUGCAGACCAUAGGUUUCGAAUUUUCAAAAGUUUUUCCAGUUACGGAUAAGAGUUAUGUUGGACUUCCUGGAUUAGCUACUGAUACGCAAACUUUGUAUGCUAAUAUGUACAAAUUACGCGAGGAACGCGAAAUUGAACCUAGAACACUCUCAAACAUGAUAGCUUCAACAUUGUAUGAAAAGAGGUGGGGUCCUUUCUUUGUGGAACCAUUGGUUGCUGGUCUCGAUAAAAAUAAUCAACCUUUUAUUUGCGGAAUGGAUUCAAUAGGAUGUUCCACUGAAACCUGUGAUUUUGUAGUGGGUGGAACAUCUCAGGAGAACUUGUACGGAAUAUGUGAGAACGAACCGGAAGAUUUAUUUGAAACAAUUUCACAAUCUUUAUUAUGCGCAGUUGAUAGAGAUUGUUUGGCUGGUUGGGGUGCUGUUGUUCAUGUUAUAACUCCUGAAAGGGUUAUUACUCGUACCUUAAAGGCCCGUAUGGACUAA
Molecule: messenger RNA, 582 nt
Organism: Diversispora eburnea
Lineage: Eukaryota; Fungi; Glomeromycota; Glomeromycetes; Diversisporales; Diversisporaceae
Source: the annotation of a GenBank genome assembly